Molecule: messenger RNA, 930 nt
Organism: Effrenium voratum
Lineage: Eukaryota; Dinophyceae; Suessiales; Symbiodiniaceae
Source: the annotation of a GenBank genome assembly
AUGCCGGCGCUCGGCUGGUCCGGGGAGGUGACGGUGCACAUGGUCGUGAAAUCGCCGGACCUCCAUACUUCAGCGGAGCUCUUGCGCAAGAUCACCAGCUCCAGAACGCAGGCAGACUUUGACGCGGACCAGCUGAUGAUCCUUUGUUACUACGCCAAGGAGCAGAUGCUCAAGGAGCCCACCCUCCUGGAGUUAUCACCUCCUCUGGUGAUCGUUGCGCACCUCACCGGGCGCCUGGACCAGCUGAACAAGAUCUUUGACAGCUGCGGAGAUGUCCCGGAGACGAAGUAUCUCUUUUUGGGGAACCUGGUGGACAGGGGCCAGCAGGGCCUGGACGUGCUGGUCUUGCUGCUGAGCCUCAAGCUGCGGCACAGCUCGCGGCUCCAUCUGCUGCGGGGACGCCACGAGUGUGGCUCCAUCUCGCGGAUCUACGGAUUUUACGACGAGUGCAAGAAGCGGAGCAACGUCAAGGUGUGGAGGGCCUUCAUCAACUUCUUUGACGCCAUGCCGAUCUGCGCGCUGAUCAACCACCGCAUCUUCUGCGUGGCCAGUGGCCUGUCGCCCGAGCUGCAAGAUUUGGAGCAGAUUCGCCAGCUCCGUCGGCCCAUGGACGUGCCGGACAUGGGGCUGUUGACCGACCUGCUGUGGUCGGACCCGGAGAAGGAGGUGACCGGCUGGAAUGACCAGGACAAAGGUGUCUCAUACACUUUUGGCGCAGAUGUGGUGCAGAAGUUCUUGAAAGACCACGAUCUGGACCUCAUUGUGCGGGGGAAUCAGGUGGUUGAGGAGGGCUACGAGUACUUUGCGGAGCGGUUGGUGUCCCUCUUUAGCGUGGCGGACUUUUGCGGGGAGUUUGACAACAUCGGCGCCGUCAUGCUGGUGGACGAAAACUUGGAGCACAGCUUCAAGUCCUGGAAACGUGCGGCCUGA